Molecule: messenger RNA, 393 nt
Organism: Pyrenophora tritici-repentis Pt-1C-BFP
Lineage: Eukaryota; Fungi; Ascomycota; Dothideomycetes; Pleosporales; Pleosporaceae
Source: RefSeq, a predicted model, not a curated record
AUGUCUGUACGCAUUCCACGAAGCUUUUCGCGCUCAGCGCCAAUCACAAGCUGGUCGUUCCUACCACGAAACCAGGUUCCCGCUCGAGCUGUAUUCCGCACAUACGCCGACAGCGCUGUGCCUGGUCAAUCGUCCAACGUCUCGAAUCCGCAAGCAAGCAAUGCUGACAGUCAGGACAUCAACAAAAGCGCGUCACUAGAUGGAACGAAGAAUGCCGACACAGCGUCUGUCCAGAACCCAGUCAGCAACACAGACCAAGACCAAGGAGGACAAUCAGAGACGACAACAGAGAGCGAGGACAACAUGAAACAUGACCCGAACCAGCCUGCUGAAAAAAAUAGGGAGAAGACUGUAUAUGGACAGAACAAGCCCUUAGACCCUGCGGAUAAGUAA